This is a messenger RNA of Leptidea sinapis, 951 nucleotides long. RefSeq names its product pleckstrin homology domain-containing family A member 3-like. Gene Ontology annotation, biological process: receptor recycling; retrograde transport, endosome to Golgi; endosome organization. The transcript has 5 exons. Bases 168 to 839 code for a protein of 223 amino acids. Gene Ontology annotation, cellular component: recycling endosome; early endosome; trans-Golgi network. The record is from RefSeq and is a predicted model, not a curated record. Lineage: Eukaryota; Metazoa; Arthropoda; Insecta; Lepidoptera; Pieridae.
AUAUGUCACAACUCACAAUAUCACAAAUCACAAGCAAAUAAUAUGUUACUGGCGAAUGACGAAUGCUGAUUUAUGUUACGAAUGUUACUACGCUCUUAUAAUUUUCUAUUAUGAAUUAUGAAAUACAAAACAUUUUUUGAUUGUGGUGAUAACUUUCAAUUUCAUUAAUGGAAGGUGUAUUAUGGAAAUGGACAAAUUAUUGGAACGGAUGGCAGACAAGAUGGUUUGUGUUGGAAAAUGGCAUAUUAUCUUACUAUAAAUCACAAGAUGAAGUCAUUCAAGGAUGCAAAGGUUCAGUGAAAGUUUCAGUAUGCCAAAUAAAUGUAAGCAAUUUAGAUAAUACAAGAAUGGAUUUAGUAAUUCCUGGGCAACAGCAUAUGUAUUUGAGAGCUCCAUCAUCUCAAGACAGACAAAAGUGGUUAGUUGCACUUGGCAGUGCAAAAGCAUGUCUGGAAUCAAUUGUUGACUCGAAAGUGAUAGGAGUUGAAGACUCAUUGAUUGACAAGAAGUCAGAGUUGUAUCUCUAUUGUGACCUAUUGAUGCAGCAAGUUCAUGCCGUCAAAAGUGCUGCUAGUCAAGAGAAUGGGCCAGAUGUUGAAAAAAUAGAAGAUGCAUCAACUAUGCUUAAAGCAACUUGUGAUACAUUCAUACGAACUGUAGAAGAUAUCGUGAAAUUAACAGGCAAUUGCAGCCAAGUUGGUGUUCCUUCAAGUUCAGACAUACCAUUGAAUACUGUAGCUGGGGUAUCCAUAGCGAAAAAUAACUUGAUUGUAAAACCUCAAAUAUCUAUCAAAAAUAAACCAAGCUUAAAUAGAUAUAUGUCUCAAGAAGAAAGUUAAAUUAAAAAAUGCAAGUCCAUUCUAGAAUAUGUUCAUAGUAAUUAUUAAUCAUUGUUAAUGUAAAUUUUGUUUGAACAAAAAUAAAUUAAAUUGUUGAGGCUCUUAUUUUAUA